Molecule: messenger RNA, 1043 nt
Organism: Athalia rosae (coleseed sawfly)
Lineage: Eukaryota; Metazoa; Arthropoda; Insecta; Hymenoptera; Athaliidae
Product: voltage-dependent anion-selective channel-like
Exons: 6
Coding region: 158-1009 (283 amino acids)
Biological process (GO): monoatomic anion transmembrane transport
Cellular component (GO): mitochondrial outer membrane
Molecular function (GO): voltage-gated monoatomic anion channel activity
Source: RefSeq, a predicted model, not a curated record
AUCGUCUUUCUUUAUCGCAAUGCGUAAUGGAGUGUUGUUGCGCGUGCGCGACACGACCAUCGAAAUCCCUCCUGCUAGGCCAGUCCUCCCGUUCGGAAUAUCUCGUCUUCAGGUCAGAUAUUUUUCCACCUGAUCAACGUUAGCAUCCAAAUUUGAAAUGGCACCUCCAACUUACGGUGACUUGGGCAAGAACGCUCGCGAUGUAUUUGGGAAGGGGUAUCACUUUGGCCUUCUUAAAUUGGAUGUAAAAACCAAGACUGAGUCUGGCGUUGAAUUCUCAAGUGGGGGUGUGUCCAACCAAGACACAGGCAAAGUCUUUGGCACUUUGGAGACCAAGUACAAGGUGAAGGAAUAUGGUCUAACCUUUACUGAGAAAUGGAACACUGAUAAUACUUUGGGCACUGACAUAAGUUUAGCCGAUAAACUUUUGCAAGGAUUGACGCUGGGAUAUAGCUGUACCUUCUCACCUCAAACAGGAAGCAGAAGUGGCAAAUUCAAGACUUCGUACAAACAAGAGUACGUAUCUGCCAACGCUGAUUUUGAUCUGAGUCUUUCUAGCGGACCGCUUGUCCAUGCAUCUGCAGUCAUUGGACACCAAGGCUGGCUGGCCGGUUACCAAGUUAGCUUCGACUCUCAAAGAAGCAAGAUUUCCAAGAAUAAUCUCGCUCUUGGAUUCACUGCAUCCGACUUUGCUGUACAUACAGCUGUGAAUGAUGGUCGUGAGUUUGGAGGUUCCAUUUACCACAAGGUGAAACCUGGCUUGGAAGGAGCUAUUAACUUGGCUUGGAACUCAAGCGACAAUGCGACGCAAUUUGGACUUGGCGCAAAGUAUGACCUUGAUCGUGAUGCCAGUGUAAGAGCCAAGCUCAACUCUCACCUUCAGAUUGGGUUGGGAUACCAGCAGAAAUUACGCGACGGUGUCACUGUAACAUUGUCGACAAACAUCGAUGGCAAGAACUUCGGCUCUGGUGGCCAUAAGAUCGGCUUUGCUCUGGACCUUGAAGCUUAAGAAAAGUGUGCAAGGGUGGACUGUGUUCCAUUGG